AUGGGUCACCAGCAGCUCUACUGGAGUCAGCCGGGAAAACUCCGCCAGGGUUCCCGCUCCUGCCGCCUGUGCUCAAACCAGCUCGCACUGAUUCAGAAAUACGAACUGACUAUGUGCCGCCGGUGUUUCCGGCAGUACGCCAAGGAUAUUGGCUUCAUCAAGUUGGACUAA
Messenger RNA from Elephantulus edwardii (Cape elephant shrew), 171 nucleotides. Its product is annotated as 40S ribosomal protein S29-like. Bases 1 to 171 code for a protein of 56 amino acids. Gene Ontology annotation, biological process: translation. The transcript has a single exon. Lineage: Eukaryota; Metazoa; Chordata; Mammalia; Macroscelidea; Macroscelididae. Gene Ontology annotation, cellular component: cytosolic small ribosomal subunit; ribosome. The record is from RefSeq and is a predicted model, not a curated record. Gene Ontology annotation, molecular function: structural constituent of ribosome; zinc ion binding.